GUUGGGCACUACAAGAAAAUCUUAAAGCUAAUCAAAAAGAUCCAGUAAAACGACUAACUGAAAAAGUAAAGGGAUUACUAGGGGUUAUGUUUCAUUUUGGAGCAACCAAUACAAAACUAAAAAUGGAUGCAACUGAAAUGCAUAUGGAGUUAUUACGACGUGCACAACUUGGAGAAAUUGAAUACCAAGAUGUGCCCAAGAUGUCCACUAUAGCUAAUUGGAUUAAAAGAACAUCUUGGGCUGUAAAACAAAGUAUAGCAUUGCAAUUUUUAGAAAAAACUGAUGAAUGA
This is a messenger RNA of Dentiscutata heterogama, 290 nucleotides long. NCBI's taxonomy places the organism in Eukaryota, Fungi, Glomeromycota, Glomeromycetes, Diversisporales, Gigasporaceae. The record is from the annotation of a GenBank genome assembly.